Molecule: messenger RNA, 570 nt
Organism: Saccharomyces kudriavzevii IFO 1802
Lineage: Eukaryota; Fungi; Ascomycota; Saccharomycetes; Saccharomycetales; Saccharomycetaceae
Gene: RPL19B
Product: 60S ribosomal protein eL19
Exons: 2
Coding region: 1-570 (189 amino acids)
Biological process (GO): translation
Cellular component (GO): cytosolic large ribosomal subunit; ribosome
Molecular function (GO): RNA binding; structural constituent of ribosome
Source: RefSeq, a predicted model, not a curated record
AUGGCUAACUUGCGUACUCAAAAGAGACUUGCCGCUUCUGUUGUCGGUGUUGGUAAGGGAAAGGUUUGGUUAGACCCAAACGAAACCUCUGAAAUUGCUCAAGCCAACUCCAGAAAUGCCAUCAGAAAAUUGGUCAAGAACGGCACCAUCGUCAAGAAGGCCGUUACUGUCCACUCCAAAUCCAGAACCAGAGCCCACGCUCAAUCUAAAAGAGAAGGUCGUCACAGUGGUUACGGUAAGAGAAAGGGUACCAGAGAAGCUCGUUUACCAUCCCAAGUUGUCUGGAUCAGAAGAUUACGUGUCUUGAGAAGACUAUUGGCCAAGUACCGUGAUGCUGGUAAGAUUGACAAACAUUUGUACCAUGUUCUGUACAAGGAAUCCAAGGGUAACGCUUUCAAGCACAAGAGAGCUUUGGUUGAACACAUUAUCCAAGCUAAGGCUGAUGCUCAACGUGAAAAGGCUUUGAACGAAGAAGCUGAAGCUAGAAGAUUGAAGAACAGAGCUGCUCGUGACAGAAGAGCCCAAAGAGUUGCUGAAAAGAGAGAUGCUUUGUUGAAGGAAGACGCUUAA